CGCAGAAGGUGUGCUGGUCGCUGAGCGUCGGCGGUGGUUGCCAUGGCAGGCCUUCUGGGCCUGGUUGGUGGUCGAGCUUGGUCAGUGCUUCGGGGCUCCGUCUCAGGUGUGAGCAUCCAUUUCCUGGAGAACAGAGCCCAGCAAGUCAGGAUUUUCCCGGUUUGCUUCUGUGGAAGUUCUGCCCUGGAUCACAUCCUUGGGAUUCCUAAAGAGGAAACAAAACAUUUAGUGGGCCAGCAUCCUCCAGCAGUGAAUGCCUUUCCAGCUGAGACAGAUCAUUUGUCGUGCUACCAGUCGGAUCAGCCCGAGAAUCCCAAAGUCUUGAGAGUUGCCAUUAUCGGAGCUCCGAAUGCUGGGAAAUCAACCCUCUCAAAUCAGCUCUUGGGCCGGAAGGUCUUGCCAGUGUCGAAGAAGGUACACACAACGAGGUGUAGCGCCCAGGCUGUCAUCACAAAGGAUAACACCCAGCUGGUUCUCUUAGAUACUCCCGGACUCAUCACUUUGGCCAAAGCCAAAAGGCACAACUUGGAAAAGUCUCUCGUCCAGGACCCUUGGAGGAGCAUGAAGAGUGCAGACUUAGUGGUGGUGCUCGUGGAUGUGUCAGAUCACUACACCCGGAACCAGCUCCAUCCCCAGGUGCACAAGUGCCUCUCCACAUUCUCACAGGUUCCCAGCAUCCUCGUCUUGAACAAGGUGGAUUUGCUGAAGAAGAAACAUCUUCUUUUGGACCUGGUAACGGAACUCACUGAGGGAGUUGUCAAUGGGAAGAAGCUUAACGUCACAUCUCAGUCAAAGGUGUCUUCCGCUACCCCCACCAGUAGCCUCUCUCAUGAGAGCACCCAGGAUUCUGUGACUUCUGAGGUUACAACUGCAAAGUCUGGAGACCUAGUGGAACUGAGUAGCCCACAGGCAGACUCUGAUUCACAUGCCAGAUCCAACAGCAGCAUGGAAGAUGUGGGACCUGCAAGAGAGAGCACGGGGAAGCAAAGGAAGAUAUCCAAGAAAGGCUGGCCCCACUUUCAGGACAUCUUCAUGCUGGCUGCCAUUAACAGAGAGGAGGUGGAAACACUGAAGAGCUACCUCCUGAUGCAAGCCAAGCCAGGCCCCUGGAAGUUUCACAGUGAGGUCCUGACCAACCAGUCUCCUCAGGAGAUCUGUGAUAACAUCAUCCGAGAGAAGCUCCUUGAGUAUUUGCCUGAGGAAGUGCCCUACACAGUGAACCAGCAGACAGAGAUUUGGGAGGAGGGACCCAGCGGGGAGCUGAUCAUCAUGCAGAAUUUAGUGGUCCAGAAGGGGACGCAUUUGAAGAUGUUGAUUGGCCACCACGGCCAGCUAGUCAGUAGAAUUGCCGAGGAGGCCGGUCGUGACCUGAUGAAUGCUUUCCUGUGCGAUGUCCACCUGAAGCUCCGCGUUAAAUUGAAGAAAUGAGUCGGCCUUUGGGUGCCCCUGCAGGAGUCGGACGUGCAGAGCGGGCCGCUGCCAGCCUCAAUUCUCCACCCCCUGGAGGAUGGCCUCUUCAUGCCAGAAGCAGAUGUGAAGGAACCCUAGUGCUGCAAGUUUCUCUGGGUUGCUUCUUUGUUCCAUCGACAAUUGCAGCAGAUGCAGGGCAUCUGGUCUUCCCUCCCUCGUUUUGAUGUGGAGAGGGCCUCUCGGGCUACUGCUAGGUGCAAAAUCACAGUGGUCCUCCAAAGGACAGUGCAGUUUUAAAGAGGAGGGGAAAGUGAUGUGCAUUAUCGUGCAUCCCCUUUAGGUCUGCCUCUAACAUCGUAGGACUGUGGCUGGUGGAGUGAGCCCGCUGCAUUCUCCUGGUUUGGACAGUGCAGCCUUGAUGGACAAGCAGGUUCUCCUCUAUGAAAGGGAGGGUUAUGGUUCUGCUGUUCCCUGCUUGCCUCAUUCCUUAUUCCGAAUAUGCCCUGAAAUGCCUCCGCUCUACAGCUUCUGCCGUGCAGAGCAGUCUACAAAGGAGCACUGGCCCCUGUUUUCCUUGCAGACGUGCCUCAUUUGCCUUUUCUCUAAUGCAACAAACAGAAUCCAUUCUCAGUAUGCUUUUUCUAAAGGGAGGUGGGAGCCAACAGGCUUCCACCAGAGCAUACAAGCGCACACCUCCUUAUCUGACACCGGGACAGUAUUUUUAUGCCCUUGAAAAGGAAGGUAAUGCCUGAGGGAAUCACCGUCUUGAGAGCCGUCUGAAAGUGCUCGACUGGCCUGUUCCCAUCAGGCGGAAGUAUCCUCAUCCCCCUGUGGCUUUUGUGUUCUGGUCUGGUCACAGAAUUGAGGCUACCAUCCAGGCAGUCCCUUCCCGGCCUCUUCCUCUGUCAGCUGGAUCUUGCUACCAUGUUCUGUCUCGAUCUCUUCAUGCCUGCCUCUCCGGUUUUAUGGGCGGCUGAGUUCCUAUCAGUUUGUUCCUUACUUACUUCAUUUGCACUCUGCCUUUUCUCCCAAGGGGACCCUAAGCAUCAUUCUCCUCUCCUCCAUUUAAUCCUCACAACAGCCCUGUGAGGUAGGUUA
Messenger RNA from Gekko japonicus, 2508 nucleotides. RefSeq names its product Era-like 12S mitochondrial rRNA chaperone 1 (gene ERAL1). Lineage: Eukaryota; Metazoa; Chordata; Lepidosauria; Squamata; Gekkonidae. Gene Ontology annotation, cellular component: mitochondrial matrix. Bases 43 to 1428 code for a protein of 461 amino acids. Gene Ontology annotation, molecular function: rRNA binding; ribosomal small subunit binding; GTP binding. The transcript has 11 exons. Gene Ontology annotation, biological process: ribosomal small subunit assembly. The record is from RefSeq and is a predicted model, not a curated record.